This is a messenger RNA of Mesorhabditis belari, 2019 nucleotides long. NCBI's taxonomy places the organism in Eukaryota, Metazoa, Nematoda, Chromadorea, Rhabditida, Rhabditidae. The record is from the annotation of a GenBank genome assembly.
AUGGAAGCUACGGCGUCUACUACGACCAAAGGCCGAUGUACUUGUGUAUCGGAACUUUUGCGACGUGUGGAACACUUGAGAAAAGAAAGCACAACAAAUGCUGAUGAUUUUACAAUGAUUCACAACAUGGAGAUCAGAUGGGCAAAACUAUUCAUGGAGUUCAUUCUUGGUUCUGCUUAUUGCCAAGCAUCAACUUGUACCGCUCUUGGAGAUGAUAUGAUAUGGUAUGUUCCCAUGCAGAAGAUCAACACGUCAUUCCAUUUGGGUUCUGCUCCACAAUUGCAAGUCUUUCGACGACAAAGCAAAAAGCAGCCAGCUCCUUGUGAUUCGAAUGUAAAUUGGGAAGAAACAGUUUGCCUAAAUCUCAUUCUUCAACAGCUGGAUUUUUUUGUUACUUGUGCCGUCUGCACAAAAACCGCACCACAAAAUUUACAAAUUAUUCGGAAAAAUUGUCAAAAGGUUUAUCCAUCACCUUCACGAAGACGAAUGGACAGUAAAGGAGAAGCAGAAGAGAUCACGUAUCCAAAGAUAUAUUUUGCUAUUGAUGGAUUUGAGGAGGUAUUCAACGAUAUUAUUGUAAGAGAUGGAGAGUGUGUUUGUGUGGAAUUAGUGGUACGAGAUCGACAACGUACCCGAGAAUCCGUCACUUUUCUCGGUUCAAUCAGAUAUGAAGUUUUAAAACAGGUCUAUGACGCAAAAGCUUCGUCUACUUGGGGAUGGGCUCAACGACUUGUCAAAGACGAUAAAAGAAGACGCGAAUUUGUGCGAAUGAGAGGUCCACGGGGAAAAGGAUACGCUGAAAUGGCAGUAGCUCGAGUACCCGGUUGUGGAUUAGAGACACCACAAACAGAACGCUCUCAAAUUGAUUUUCCCGAUCUUUCACAAUUUGAGUCAGCAUUGGGAAAACGACGCUUAAGUGAACAAAACAUAGCUGGAGUUGGAAAUGGACCAAUGGGCGGACGAGCGGCAAUGACUCCGAGUGGAGUGGGGACACUUCCAAGAGGUCGGCGAUGGCAAAGUGAAGCUGAUACAGCUGGACAAUAUCCAGAAGUAGAAGCAUCUUCAAUUGAUGAUGAAUUAGAAGAAGGUGUUUUGAGUCGAUUAUGGUCUGUGCGAGGCUUCGGUCAGGCAUGGCAUUGGUUGCGCGAAAAGAAAAGAGCCGAAUGUACUCCAUUGAAUGCAUAUCUCACAUAUAUUACUCUACCUUGGGCUUCCACAAAAGUCUUCAAAUUGAGUACUUUUAUGAGAGGAUUUCUUUUCUUUUCGCUUUUUGUUUUUGUCGGUGGAAUUGUGAGCAAUGGAGGGUGGAUAACCGAAGAUAAAGAUAUUAUUGGGCAAGAUGGUCCCUGCAAUAUUGAACGUCAUGAUGCCGAUGAAUUGACUCAAGAAGAGUUUAUCAAAAGGUAUGCCUAUUCUGAACCAGUUAUCAUAUACAAUGUUGAUAACAAGAAAUUUCAAGAAAAAACGAAAAGAGCUGUUAUGCUAGACGAAUGGGGGCAAGCAGAAGUUGUGUUGAAUAGUGCGAACACGUACAGUUAUACUCGUGUACCAAGUACAUUUGCAUCGUAUCUUGAAGACAAAUUAAGGCCACAAAAUCUUGAGACUCUUGGAAAUCAAACAUUGUAUCUUUUUGGUGACAUUGAUCAAACUAUUUGGAAACCACUUCUUGACAUUUACAACAAACCCAGAUGGAUCUUGCCAGGGCAUUUACCCGCUUUAAGCUUUGGAUUAGCGGGUGCAGGUACCGGGGUUCCUUUUCACUUUCACGGACCCGGAUUUGCCGAAAUCAUUCAUGGAAGUAAACGAUGGUUUUUGCAUCCAUAUGAAGAACGACCAGAUUUUAAUCCUGAUCAAACAACUCUACAAUGGUACCUGAAUGAAUACCCAAAACUACCGCGUGAUAAAAAGCCAUUAGAAUGUUUGAUGAAACCAGGCGAGGUAAUCUAUUUUCCCGAUAAAUGGUGGCAUGCAACAUUGAACAGUGAGACAUCAGUCUUCAUCUCAACUUUUCUUAGCCCA